Messenger RNA from Papaver somniferum (opium poppy), 1464 nucleotides. Its product is annotated as serine/threonine-protein kinase PBL27-like. NCBI's taxonomy places the organism in Eukaryota, Viridiplantae, Streptophyta, Magnoliopsida, Ranunculales, Papaveraceae. The coding region runs from base 1 to 1464 and encodes 487 amino acids. The transcript has 13 exons. Gene Ontology annotation, biological process: protein phosphorylation. Gene Ontology annotation, molecular function: ATP binding; protein tyrosine kinase activity. The record is from RefSeq and is a predicted model, not a curated record.
AUGUACAGAAAUCAUCAAUUACUUUGCUUAAACCGCAGUGGACAGAAAUCAUCUCCGGAGGAUGUUGCAAUCAGACAAUUUGACGAGGAAAACAUAAGUGCCAUCUAUGGAUGCCAUAACCAGACAAUGUUUUCGACAAUCCGUUUGCGUAGCCUCCUGCACCAUCCUAACAUAGCCGAUCUGAUUGGUGACAGCAUGAAUGAAAAAAAUGAAUUACAUGAUCUUCCGUGCAAUAAGAAGAAGCCUCUGGACUGGAAUACGAGGAUGAAAAUUGCAGCUGGUGCAGCUGAAGGACUACAGUACUUGCUCGAUAAAUCCAAUUUUCCUGUAAUCCAUGGAAAUGUCAAACCCUCCAACAUUCUCAUAGGCAAAGGCUACGAACCCAAGCUCUCACUCAACAAUCCGACAUCUAAUAGUUUCGGCUUAGUCUUGCUUGAACUGAUUUCAGGGCGCAAAGCAGAGAAGAAGCCUAGUCUCACUGAAUGGGCAAUUUGUAAAUUGGUGGUGUACGGUGAGGAAUUCACUACAGUAGCUGAUCCACUGCUGGAAGGCCGUUAUCCAGAGCAAGGCUUGUACCAAGCUCUUUCUCUUGCAGCUGAGUGUUUACAGCACAAAGAUGUCACCCGGCCUCGUAUAGGAUAUGUUGUGAAUGUUUUAUCAAAUUUAGCUUCAGAAGUGUACGAUCAGAAUGCAAUCCAAUUUAAUCGAGCAGGGAGUGGUGGAGUUGAUAUUGAUACCACAAAAGUGGUUAAGCAGAUGAGGAUGGUGUUGUCGAGUGAGCUUCAGGUUCUUAUGAAAAGUAAAGGGCCAUCAUUCAGUUUGGAUGAUGAUCUAGCAGUAACUAGCAGGAUGUGUUCUUAUGAAAAGGGAUAUCAUAAGAAACUAAGUGGAUGCGUAACUUCUAAUUACACAAGCUAUAUAGAUAAGAUAAUUGUUGCUUACCUUCUAGGUUCUUAUGAAAAGGAACUUGCUGCAGCUACAAAGAAUUUUGCAGCAGAACUCCUUUUGGAUGAAGAAGAAUACGGGCGUACAUUCAAAGGUUGCUUAAAUCUCAGUGGACAGAAAUCAUCUUCACAGGAUGUUGCAAUUAGACAAGUUGAUGAGGACAGGAUAUAUAGAAUCUACAGAGGCCAUGAACAGACAAUGUUUUCGAAAAUUCGUACGUGUAGCCUCUUGCACCAUCCUAACAUAGUAGAUCUGAUAGGUUACAGCAUCAAUGACAAAAACCAGAUGUUUUUGGUUUAUGAAUUCAUGCCAUUGGGAUCCUUGAAAAAUCAUUUACAUGAUCUUCCGCGGAAUGAGAAUCCCCUGGACUGGAAUACGAGGAUGAAAAUUGCAGCUGGUACAGCUAAAGGACUAAAGUACUUGCACGAUAGAUCCAAUCCUCCUGUAGUUCAUGGAAAUAUCAAACCCUCCAACAUUCUCAUAGGUGAAGGGUAUGAACCCAAGCUGUCAGAUUAUUAA